Aspergillus puulaauensis is the source of this 1827-nucleotide messenger RNA. RefSeq lists its product as uncharacterized. Gene Ontology annotation, biological process: transmembrane transport; intracellular iron ion homeostasis. The transcript has a single exon. Gene Ontology annotation, cellular component: endosome; vacuolar membrane. The record is from RefSeq and is a predicted model, not a curated record. The coding region runs from base 1 to 1827 and encodes 608 amino acids. Gene Ontology annotation, molecular function: siderophore-iron transmembrane transporter activity. NCBI's taxonomy places the organism in Eukaryota, Fungi, Ascomycota, Eurotiomycetes, Eurotiales, Aspergillaceae.
AUGCCGCUGCCCAUCAGCCAUGAUCGUGAUGCUUUCGCUGGAGCUGGUCGUGGCCACGAUCGCUCCUUCUCUGCCUCCUCACUGCCCGACCUGAGCCACAGCCAUGAUAGCGACAAUGACCCUCCCACCGCAACUACCAGUCUCUUGCCUCGAGAGAUGCCUGUCUUCGGUGACAAGUCCCCCGGCGUCGCUCGUAUCGAAAUCAUAAACUCCCACCUGACUCAGACGGACCGCAUCUUCCUGUUCAUCGGCGUCUUCCUGGUGGGCUAUGCCUAUGGUCUCGACAGCCAGGUUCGCUCGACAUACCAGACCUAUGCGACGUCGAGCUUCGGGAAGCACUCGCUGCUCGCCACCGUCAAUGUCAUUCGCAGUGUUAUCGCGGCUGCUGGCCAGCCCGUUGCUGCGAGGAUUGCCGAUAUCUUUGGCCGGUUCGAGUUGGUCGCCAUAUCAAUCGUAUUCUAUAUCAUCGGGACGGUCGUGGAGGCCUCUGCCAGCAAUAUCGAAACAUUUGCUGCAGGUACUGUGCUCUAUCAAGUGGGAUACACCUGUAUUGUCCUGCUGGUCGAAGUCAUCAUCGCCGAUAUAACCUCGAUGCGGUCGCGCGUGUUCUUCAGCUACCUUCCGGCCCUUCCGUUCAUUAUAAAUACAUGGAUCAGUGGGAAUAUCACGGCGGCCGUCCUCCAGAAGACGUCCUGGCGAUGGGGCAUAGGGAUGUGGUGCAUUAUCUACUUUUUCUGCUCUCUCCCUCUUCUAUUCUCCCUGUAUCAUGUCGGCCGCCGUGCAGAAAAGAGUGGCGAGCUGGACAACUAUCCCACUCCGCUGCAACUCCUGGGCAUGCGCAAGUUCGGGAUUGACGUCUUCCACCAGCUUGAUGUCGUCGGUAUUGUGCUGCUGGUCACCAUGUUUGGACUCAUCCUGGCACCGCUCACUGUUGCUGGGGGUACUGUCUCGCAAUGGCGGACUGCCAAAAUCAUCGUCCCUCUAGCCAUCGGUAUCUUGUGCAUACCAGCCUUUGUUCUUUGGGAGGUCAAGGGUGCAAAACAUCCUCUGACGCCUUUCUACCUUCUUAAAGACCGGGGCAUUUGGAGUGCACUGGUGAUUCGCUGUCUCCUCAACUUCUCCUGGUACCUGCAAGCCGACUACAUUUUUACAGUCUUAAUUGUCGCCUUUGACUUCUCCGUAACGUCGGCGACCCGGAUUCAGUCGUUUUACUCUUUCUUCGGCCUGGUCAGCGGAGUGAUCACUGGGCUGAUUAUCUACCGUCUCCGGAGGCUGAAAUACUUCAUCGUUUUCGGCACCUGCAUGUUCAUGGCAGCCUAUGGGCUGGUUAUACACUUCCGCGGCGGCUCCUCAGAAAGCUCAAAGACAGGAGUCAUUGCUGCCCAGGUCCUUCUGGGUCUGGCCGGUGGCUUCUUCGCCUAUCCAACCCAGGCCUCCGUUCAAGCAGCCACAAAACACGAGCAUAUGGCUGUCCUUACUGGUAUAUAUCUCGGCUCGUUCAAUGUCGGGAGUGCUCUGGGAACGUGCGUCUCAGGCGCAAUCUGGACGCAAACCCUUUACAAGACGUUGGCCGACAAGCUUUCAUUCCAGCCAGACGAUACUCUAGCUAAACGGGUGUAUGGAUCGCCCUUUGAAGUCAUCCCUUCAUACCCAGUCGGUACGCCGGAGAGAGAGGCCAUCAUCUACAGCUACCGGCACGUCCAGCGCAUUCUUUGCAUCACUGGAAUAUGCCUCGCUGCUCCGAUGAUUCUGUUCGCAUUUAUCCUGCGUAACCCGAAGUUGUCGAAACAGCAGAGCCAACCUGAAGCCGAGGACAGGAGUGAAUAG